Molecule: messenger RNA, 1044 nt
Organism: Rotaria sp. Silwood2
Lineage: Eukaryota; Metazoa; Rotifera; Eurotatoria; Philodinida; Philodinidae
Source: the annotation of a GenBank genome assembly
AUGAUGGUGACUAACGUCUAUGGAAGUUGUUUACAGCUUAAAAUACUUUCAGCUCACUCUGUGUUUUAUAAAAUACAAGAUGUAAUAGUGGAAGUUCAAUACAAUAAUACUAGUAAUGACACAAUAUCAAUUUAUAAAUGGUGUUUACCAAACAAUGAAUUAAAUGAUCCAUUAUUCAAAGUAACUUGUAAUAAUGUUCCAGUUAAUUAUGUUGGUCCAUUAAUAAAACGACGUGAACCAACCAUUGAAGAUAUGAUUUCUCUAGAACCUGGUAAAACAAAAAUCAUUCAAGCUCGAUUAUCAUCAGCAUAUGAUAUGACUAAGACUGGUAUUUAUUCAAUUCAAUAUGAUAUGCCAGCUGAACGUGUUGUCUUCAAACAUGCUCGAACAUUUGAGAAUAUCAUUUUUAGGUCUAUUAGUAAACGUCAUUCUGGUCUCGAGUCAAAUAAUAUUCAGUUGAUCAUCGAAGGUCGUCCAAAUAUUCAACGUGAACAAAAUAAAACUAUGAAUGUAAUUAGAAGAGCAGCUACUCUUUCAUAUGUUUCUUGUUCGAUAACCCAGAAAUCUCAAAUAAUGAAUGCAAUCUCUUGGGCUCUUAAGUAUACCGAUAAUUCUUUCAAUUAUUUGAAUAAGACGAAACCCUCUGGAACAAAUCGCUAUAAGACUUGGUUUGGUCGAUUUACUUUGUCUAAUUGGAAUACACAAAAGGUACACUUUCGAAAUCUCAAAAAUGUAUUCAAUUCAAAGACGUUGACUUUUGAUUGUGGAUGCACCAUUCCGAAUACUUAUGCUUAUGUUUACAGAAAUCAGCCAUACAUCAUUCAUUUAUGUCCUGCAUUUUGGUCCGCUCCAAUGACAGGCACAGACUCGAAAGCUGGCACAUUUAUUCACGAGACCUCACACUUCCCAGUAGUUGUUGGUACCUAUGAUUAUGCAUAUGGUAAGAUGGCAUGCACAAGUCUAGGAUUGAGUGGUCCAUCACAAGCAAUCAUGAAUGCUGAUAGUCAUGAAUAUUUUGCUGAGAAUUUUCCUGUGCUCUUGUGA